Molecule: messenger RNA, 7252 nt
Organism: Haliotis rufescens (red abalone)
Lineage: Eukaryota; Metazoa; Mollusca; Gastropoda; Lepetellida; Haliotidae
Exons: 13
Coding region: 118-2622 (834 amino acids)
Molecular function (GO): dopamine receptor binding
Source: RefSeq, a predicted model, not a curated record
CGGGCGCGAAGAUAUCGUCACGUGGGGCGGAGGCGAGAUUUCAGAGUUGACAACUGCUCCAUGCCGAUGGUGGUGUGUGACUAGCUCUGCCAGUAUGGGUUCUGUGUGACCUAAAAUAUGGCCGAAGCCUCCGAAGAAGACCCUGCCAACAAGUCCCCAAGCUUCCACGCAGGACUUGACAGGCAUGAUGCAGGUUUUCCUGCUGAUGCUGGGGGAAGAAUGCCCUUUGAACCCUGGACCCAGUUCAGCGGGAUGACGCACCCUGUGUCUCCGUCUCAUUUGUACUGGGAAAACUUCGUUCAGCCUUCAGACCCUGUGGAUGGACAGUUUGGGCUGUCCACAUCCUCACCAGACUACUUCAGUGCUUACUCCAGCUAUGUUCAGGAUUUGGGUCGGACUGGAGGCCUGCCUGGGUUCGAUGAUGCCAGCAGUCUUGGAAGCGAUUUCCCUGCUUCCCCUCCUUUCCCCGAAGACUCUGGCUAUGACACUGCCUCCAAGGAAGGAUAUGACUUAUACACAGAUGCCAUGAAGCAGUGGCAGACCAGAGAUAAGUUCACUGGUACUUACAACCCAUUUGGGACAACUGAUGUCCUCACUCAGGCAAAGGUUCCGGAAGAGAAAGCAGACAUCAACAGCAAGCCAAAAACCUACUCUGAUGUUGCAAAGACUCUGAAAAGCAAACCUAUGCAGAAACCUAAGGAAGACCUUGACAACUGCUCAAAGAAAAAAGUCCCGGACACACUGCCCAAAUCUUUUAAGCCUGCUGUCAAGAAAUCCUUCCAGACAAGAGGAUUUCCCAGUCGGCAAAGGACAACGUCUGCUGAUGGAAACCAGGGAUCUAUAGUGUUGCCGGAUUCCAAAUACGGGCUGGACCAGUUUGAGGAUUUGGAUGGCUUCGAGGCCAAGGUUGAUAAGCCCAUAAGCAGUAGUGCAGAGAGCUUAUCUCAUCGCAGUCGGAAAGGAAGCAACAGCAGUGUUAGCAGUGGCACCAGUGGCAUAGAGGAGAUUCAUCUCACCAAGUCUACCAGUAGGGACAGCAUGGAGAAAAACACUUCGGAGAAGCUUAACACUGACCCAGGGAAAGCUUCCAAUGAACAUGUGCCUCCUUCAAAGGACAAAACAGACCGCGUGUUCUUUGAUCCCAAAAGAAUCUUUCAGAAAAAGGAAAAAGAUACAAAUAAGGUUAAGAACGAUAGUAGACAUUCUGGCGCCAGCAAGUCUGCAGGCACUGUGUUGAACAAUGGCAAGCCUCCAAGUGCUAGUAAAACAUCCUGUGUGCCACCCAAGAAGGCAGACUACAUCAAUAAUGAUCUUCGCGACUCCAAGAAGCGAACCAAUCACACUGCUGCGAUGAACAGAGAGUCCAGGAGUAAAGGUCACUCUGAGGAGGACCUGUUCCAGAAUGGCGUGUCUCCGGAGCGGAAGUCAAGGAAAGAUGUCCCUUCCAGGCAUGACGCAGAGUCGCAGAGACACCUUCCUUUUGGUGGCAACAUUGAUUGGGAACUGAUAGAUGAGUGGGUGAGCUUCCUGGGUGAGAGGUGUAAAAGUGGCCUUCAUCGCACAGUGUCUAUCUUGCUAACUCUUCUUCUCUAUCUCCUCGGGAUCAUCAUGUACUUAGCUUCUGGCAGUGUUCACCUCAUCAGUUUAGCUUGGAGUAAAGGCUGGUGUUUUAUCAAAGCUAAAGUCUUCAAAAAUAACUUAAAACCUGGAACAAUUCCUGGCACUACUGAAACGGCAAAACGACGGACGGGACUAGAAGAAAAUAUAUCACUGCCAAGUACAGGAGAGGAAGCCAUGAGACGACUUCUUGCUUGUAGAGGAAAAGACCCCUAUAGUAUUUUAGGAUUACGCUCUGAUAGCAGUGAUGAAGAUAUCAAAAAGUAUUACCGCCGCCAGGCCGUGCUAGUCCACCCAGAUAAGAACCAGGAACCUGGUGCUGAAGAAGCCUUCAAGAUAUUAGGUCACGCCUUUGAGAUGAUACGAGAACCAGCCAAGAGGAAGGUCUACGAUGCUCAGAUGCAGGAGGCUCACGAGGCUGAGGCUGCUAUGAGAGAAUUCAAUGAUCUUUUGACAAAACUUCAUGAAAAGAUACAAGAGGCUGCCAACAUGAUGAGGUGUGAUAACUGUGGAGGCAAACAUAAGCGUAUUCCAGUUGAUCGACCAUGGUACAGUGCUCGAUUCUGUGAUAGAUGUAACAACUUUCAUUCUGCCAAAGAGGGAGAUGUGUGGGCAGAGAAGAAGAUGCUAGGUUUUCUGUGGCACUACUACGCAUGUAUGGAUCAACACGUGUAUGAUAUAACAGAGUGGGUGGCAUGUCAUAAGGAGUUUUUCAAGCAGAUGCAGGCCAACUCUCACCAUGUUUUCUACAGAAUAGCUACAGAUGGAAACCGAGGUCAUCGCCAUGGAAAGUCAGGGGAGCAUGAUUUAGAAGAUUUCAUUAACCACUUGUUUCACAAGGCGUCUAUGUCUCCUGAUGGUUCCUCACCAUGGCAACAACAACAGCAACAACAGCAACAGCAGUCAAGUCAGCAGCCUCAGGCGUCAUCGGCAUGGGGAGCAGGGUCAUCAACGACGUCCGCUGCAGGGGGGAAACGAGCUCGGAGGAAGAAGAAGCGUCACUAAGAGCUACAUCUGGUCUCGAUAGCUGUGGACAAUCUGUGUUCAGUAUGCCAUUUUAUGUCUGAUCUUCUGUGUGCCAGUUGACAACCGAUGUUCAAUUUGCUAGUUAACAGCAGAUGUCCUGUAGCUGUCUUGGUAAGCUGACACGUAGUUGAUGCAGGGAUGAAGAGGCUGAUGCGGGGGUGUGGAGAGGCUGAUGCAGGGGUGGAGAGGCUGAUGCAGGGGUGGCCUCAGUUGACGGACCUGUUAUUGCAGGGGUACAACCAAAGUCAGGGUUUAUCUAUUUAAGAGAAGGACUUUCUAUUAAGCAUUUUGAUUUUGAUCAGUUCGACAUGUGAUCUUAGACUUGAGACAGUAUUGUAAGUCUACGCUUAAGUAUUGGAGAUACAAAAGUCAUAAUGCUAGAAAUUGUAGAAUCCCUUUGUGGAACAGGGCUCUGGGCUAGUGUUAAGGUGUCUCAUUGUCAAGCCUGUCAAUGAUUUCUACUGAAUCCUUGCAUUGGUCGCACUAAAUUUUCUCAGUGGUCAAACCAGUUCAUGAGCUCUGGUGCAUCCAUGCAUUGUUGAUGCUAGGUGUUCUGAGGUGUCGGGGCUGUCAAUGAGCUGUGGUGUCUCCCUGCAUUGGUCAAGGCAUGUCUUAGGUGUCGGAGUGUGUCUGUGAGCUGUGGUGUAUCUCUUCCUCGGAAGUGUAUUGGUCUUAUCAUUUUCGCAUUAUGUAUAAAAUCAACUAUGGAAUCCCCUCACCUCCUACUGGUUGUUUAAGACAUUCUUAAUCUUUUGGCAUGUCUGUGAGGAAUUAAUAACCACAUGUGCUUGAUAUCCAAGAAUCUGUUGAGGUUGAUUUCAACCAGUGGACAGGAAUACCUUGCUGUAACACAAUGUGGUUUUCUAGUGUAGGAAACCUGUGGUCUCUGCUCAAUCCUGGCAGUUUCUUCCCUGUAUCCUUGGUAACAAGGAUUCCUGGAAAUUAAUUUGUCCAUUACCCUGCACCAGUCCCAGCUUCACUAAGUAUUGCUUUUCUCAGGCCCUAAUUUAACAGCUCAUUCUCUCUAACAUCACUGCCUUAUCAAUCCAUCCAGACAAAUCAAUAAGAUCAUAGAGAUGAAAUUUACUAUCACUUGAGGUAAUCAUGUGUAUAUUCCUCUCCACUGGGUCCUUCCGUUUCCAUGCCAAGCAAGCUAUUCAAAUGUAUGCAUUAAUGUAUGAUAUCAUGCAUAUAGAUGUGGGACAAGCUCUCGACAGAGACAUACUGUGCAUGUCUGUCAAGAAGGGUGUGUUGUGUGAAUGUAAUACUGUGUGAGUGUGAACAUAUAGCUCUAUUUUUGUCGCUGUGUGAUGACCUAUACUUGUACAUAGCAACUGUCCGAUUUCAUGAGAACCAGUCAAUUUCCUAUCCUAGUCCAGGGCCUGUGAACUUGUCAGCCUGGCCCAAAACAUGGAUGUGAUUCUCAUGAAACUGCAGCUGACAUCUUCCUAUGAGUCUCUGGCUUGUCACCAUGGUUACAAUGCCUUCUGACAAAACAUGCACAAUUCUUCUCGGUCCGCUCAACUUCCGGAAUAUUUCAGAUAUUUUCAUUUGAAAGUGAUUGAAAUUGACAUUGUUGCUGGUGAGAGAAAGGUGGUACAUUUGUUUGCAAUAAGGAGGGAGCUUUAUUUGUAGCUACAUCGCAGAUACAAGUAAAAUAAUGCUUGCGUGGCAUUUUUUUCAGUUUUGAAGUGGUACAUAGAAAAUGGAUGUCAGUGGACAUGAGUGUGGGGCGCUUCCUAGCCCUUGGAUCAGAAUGUUUGUACUUAUGGUGAAAUAUAAGCACGCAUGGAAAUGUUAGUGAUAUUAAUAUAGUGAGGUAGAUUGACAUUCAUAUAUGCCUUAUUGUGUCAUCUUAAUGUUACUUAAUUUAUUUGACCCAACUCUUGAUGAUCAGGAUGACAGCAACAGCUGAGUUGCAACGUAAGCAUGGCACAUGGUCAGUAGAGUUUGUUAAGUCAAAGUGAUGCAUGUGAGAGAUAUGGCAGGCGUGUAUCCUUGGUCUUUGUCCAUCAAAGUGGCCAGCAUAUUGUAUAUUAAGGUGAUUAUUUUUGUAUAUUUUUUUGUCACUGUUUAAAGAGUUUCCAAGAGGGACUUUUCACUAUUUCAUAUUAACAUACAGCAUAUCACAAAGUCCAGUAACUGUAAAAUCACUUAAGAUCCAAACUUUGAACAAUUAUGUUAAUAAGCAUUGUUUGGGUGUUGGAAAUGGUUUCAAAUGAAGGUUUACAGCCUUCACUGAUGUUGUUUAUCUAGAACUGACUAUGGGCAAUAACUUUUCAUUAUGUUGAAUCCCUGUGGUAGUUAAUCACAAUUUGGAACAUUGUGUAGAACUGAAAGUUUGACAGCUAGGCUUCUCUAACUGUAAGUUUUCAGCUUUGACACCUUUUUAACCGCCGAAUCCCUUCUUACUCUAGUGUCUGUUCAUGUACAAUUUUGAUCAAUAUCUAUCUAUCACUUCCAUUCAUUAUUUACAGUAUUCAAAUUAUGAUCCGAUUGUGAUAUUGUAGCAUAAUAACCGAUGUUCACAGUUUUUGUUGUCUCUUGUUUUUAACAGCUGUCAAUGCAUCAUUGAUUUAACAACUUUUUUGAGGAAUACUGCAUUAACCUUUUCAUGCGGUGGUUGACUGGCUGAAAAGUACUGCAUUAAGCUUGUCAUGCAGUGGUUGACUGGCUGAAGAAUGAGUAACGGUAGGUCAUCUCAGAAGUUGUGAAUUAUUUUUUUGCGUUUGGGACAAACUAUCCGCAGUAAUAUUAAUUUGAAUACUUUGAGGACAAGACUAGCUUACAAUUCUCACAUUUCACAGUCAAUGAAUGCAUUGGGAUUUAAGAGUUAUUCUGUUUAACCUGGUAAAUGAUUUUUAAGUAAAUUGUACUAUGGAAUAGUUUCUUACCAAUAAAAUUGAAAUUAAUUUGAAUUUCCUACUUUUGGGAGCUUGGAGUGAUUUUAGGUUUAUUCAGGGAUAUUUUUCUGUCUGUUUGUGAUUUCCUUUCAGGCAGCUUAUCAUUGAGCACAGUGGGAACCUCCCUUAUUCUAUGCAAAUAGCACUGCAAUAAGGUGAAGCCUUGUCAGUUCUCUUGUCAAUUUAUUCAUCAGUGUCACUUGUUUUUGUCACUGAGGAGGGAUCAUCACUAACAAUAGUCCAGCAGCUUGUUAGUCCUAUAGUAGUUGUGGGUGUAUGUAUUACAGGUGAGAUGUUGCUCACUCAUGGGGUUAAAUGGGCCUAGCAGUUUUACACAAGACUCUGGAAAGUUUUUUUUUUUAAAUGCUUCUCAUCAUGCCUGUAGUUUGACUGAGGCAAUUUCAUGGCAGACAGUAAAUUUUGGUUUUGUUCAUUAAGAUGCCAGUUUUGAUACCAUGUCUAAGAAUGUCAAAAUGGUCUGGAUUUAAGUAGAAGAGUUACUUUUCCUUGCCUUAACUAUCAUGCCAUGUUUGAUAACGAGUUUGUAUGUGUCUUCUGUCUUCUAAUAAAGAAGGGGUAAGAAGUCAAGUGGCUCGGAUAUUUAAAAAAAUAUGAUUCUGAUCGUGCUCAUGAGAAACAUUAUUUUUUUCGAGGCCUGAAAUAUAAAUUAUAAGACUUAUAUCUGAAAUGAUGAGAAUUUUAAUGUGUUUGUAAAAUUGUUCAAUAUGCAAAAUGCAUAAUGAAAUAGUGAACUUUCUUUGAUGUUGCAAAUGAGAAUAAUAAUAAUUAUGCCUGGACCUCCCCACUGCUAUGACACCGUCGUCCUCUCUUUUCUUUUCACCAUUUUUUUUAUUUGGCGGAUGUCUUUCAUUUCAUUGUACUCUGACAUAUUUAUCAACUCAAUAUUAUCUUAGUGUUACACUGUUACACUUACACAAACAUUUCAUUGCUUCCAUCUUGUAGUCACGUGGUUCAGAUUUAUUCCACUUUAUUGGUGAAUGGUUGGUUAUUUAUUGUCAUUGUGAGAGGAGUUACCUUGUAACACUGUUUUAGCAUUCUGGAAUUGUUUCAUUCCUUGAGUAGUGUGGCAUUUUAGUUUCUAACAGUUGUUACAUGGAAAUAUUUGUUCAUACGGGACUGGACACUUCAUCAUUCUGUUGGUUGAGCCAAUGUGAGAGCUGUAGGGUUGUGAUAGUCUGCAGCUUGUGAGUCUUUAACAGAACUUACAACAUUGCCUUUCUUGAUUAGAAAUAUUAUUUUGGUUGUCCAGGAAUUAUUUUUAUUAAAUUGCUACUCCUUGCCUUUUAACCUCGAAUAAUUAAAAAGAAUUCAUAGAUUUUAUUUUCGAAGCAAGCCUGUUGUUAGUUUGUUGUAAGUAGUUGAAUAUUUUGACUUAGAUAAUCCGGUGUGCCAACCUGUAGUUUUCAGUUGCAUUUGAGAAAUAUUUUCAUGAAUUUUGUUGUGUUUCUGAACUUGAAGGAUUGUGGAUUUGAAGCAAACAGAAAUGUGAGGGUUGCAUUUUUGUACAAGUGCUGCUGCUCUCAUCAUGUAUGUUGGGUCUGAAGUAGACUCAAAAGAUUAUUCAUCAUUUUGCUUACAUAAUUAGGAGUUGGAUAUAAUAAACUAUUGUUUACUAAUCUAAUGCAACAAUGAUGUAUAAUACUGUGAUUGAGAAAUAUAUAUGAAUAAAUACAUUGGAUAUUUGG